AUGGAGCUCCAGUUCCAGCAGCAGCAGCAGCAGCAGCAGCAGCAAUGCCAGUACGAGGCGGCGGUGGGCAAGGCGGCGGCGGCGGCGGCGAAGGGGAGGGGUAGCAGCAAGUGCAAGUUCGUCGGGGUGAGACAGCGGCCGUCGGGGAGGUGGGUGGCGGAGAUCAAGGACACCACGCACAAGAUACGGGUGUGGCUCGGCACCUUCGAGACCGCCGAGGAGGCCGCGCGCGCCUACGACGAGGCCGCAUGCCUCCUCCGGGGCUCCAACACGCGGACCAACUUCGCCACCGCCGCCCCCGCCGCCGCCUCCUCGCCGCCGGACUCGCCGCUGGCGUCCAGGAUCCGCACCCUGCUCACCCACAAGAAGCUCAAGAAGAGCGCCUCGCCACCGCCGCCGCGGGCGCCGUCCCAGCAGCCCGCUGUUACCAUCAGACUCGCCACGGCAGCUAGUAAUGGCAGCGCCGGUAACAACACCAGCAGCACCAGCUCGACCAUCAGCUUCGCCAUGAGCGCCAGUGGAGCCGCCGCCCACCACACCCCGACUCCCACCAGCCUCUCUAACCACAUGACUUACCACCAGUGGAUCAGCCACGGCAGCGAACAGCUCCAUCAACACCUCGAGCAUCAGCCAUGGCCUGCAACGCUGAGCCCCGCCGUCCCGACGCUCGCCGCCCGACGCAACGUGGCCGAGUGCCGGGUGAUCGCGGACGGGGCGAGGCCGGAGAAGCAAGAUCAAGACUCCGCGUCGCCCGGCGCCGCCAUGAGCGGGGUCGUCCAGCAGGAGCAGGACGACGGGUUCGACAUCGGGAACGACCCCUGCGACUCGCUGUGGGAUCUGCCGCCGAUCUGUCAGCUGUCCUGCCUGGCAGGUCUCUCAUCAUGUACUAGAGGUUGA
This is a messenger RNA of Triticum turgidum subsp. durum (durum wheat), 897 nucleotides long. The record is from the annotation of a GenBank genome assembly. Lineage: Eukaryota; Viridiplantae; Streptophyta; Magnoliopsida; Poales; Poaceae.